This is a messenger RNA of Camellia sinensis, 474 nucleotides long. The record is from RefSeq and is a predicted model, not a curated record. Lineage: Eukaryota; Viridiplantae; Streptophyta; Magnoliopsida; Ericales; Theaceae.
AUGGCGUGUAGUGGUUAUAUGUCCCCAGAAUAUAUAUUACGUGGGCUCUUUUCAAUGAAAUCAGAUGUCUUUAGUUUCGGAGUACUUGUUUUAGAAAUAGUGAGUGGACAGAGAAACAGAAAGUUCCGACAUCCUAACCAUGCUCACAACCUUCUUGGACAUGCAUGGGAACUAUGGAUUGAAGGGAAUGCCAUCAAGCUAGUUGAUGAAAAGUUGGAAACUUCAACAAUGUUGAUGUUAGAAGUAAUAAAAUGUAUACAAAUUGGUCUUUUGUGUGUGCAACAACGCCCUGAAGAUAGGCCAACAAUGUCAUCUGUGGUGUCGAUGUUGGAUAAUGAGGGUGCAAUGCUGCCCCAUCCUAAACAACCCGGAUUUUAUACAAAGGGGAGCAGUGACGAGACAGAACUUACAUCAACUACUGGAAUAAAAUGUUCCACAAAUAAGGCAACUCUAACAAUUCUACUGGGUCGAUAA